Molecule: messenger RNA, 432 nt
Organism: Dibothriocephalus latus
Lineage: Eukaryota; Metazoa; Platyhelminthes; Cestoda; Diphyllobothriidea; Diphyllobothriidae
Source: the annotation of a GenBank genome assembly
CGCGACAUGAACGAUGACAUUCAUCAACCUGACGAAGAUUUCGCGCCGAUGGCUGUGGAUGAAGUCGAGGAUUUGGAGGACUCCACACUAGAUCCUCCCGUAGAUCGCUACGGUUUUAUUGGUGGCCAGCAGUACACGGAUCCCGCAAAGGCCCAUGUCACGCCAAUUGAGGUAAUAAGAAAUCGGGAAAAAAAGUGGAUGCAUAUGUGCAAACACUGGGACUACUGGACAUCAACGGGCAAAGAGAAGUUGCGCGAGCGUUGCCGAAAGGGAAUACCCGAUUCAAUGCGCUGUGAAGCCUGGCAGAGGCUUGUGCAGAGUCCCGCUCUAUCUUCUAGGCAGGGCCCAGUUCUUAAUCAGGAAAAACCAAAACCACAGCCCUUGUCGCGCGGGUUACUUCGCAAGUCCUCAAGCCACCUCUCCAAAUCUUAA